GAGUUGCAAACUGAAGCCACAAUCAAACCUAAGCUACAAUAUGCGUGCCUUUAUUAUUCUAUGCUCCGUCAUCUCUGCGGCCUACGCUGCCAGUCUCGGCUACAACUAUGAGAUCAACAAUGGUCCAGCGCUCGGUGGUGGAUUAAGCCGUGGCCAAAUUAGUGGUUCCAGCUAUGGUGGUCAAGCUCUAGGCGGUCCCAGUUAUGGCGGUCAAGCUCUAGGUGGUCCAAAUUACGGCGGACAAUCUCUUGGUGGUCCAAGCUUUGUUGGUCAUGGUGCUGCUGGCCCAAGUUUCGGCAGCGUUGCACCCGCUGGUCCAAGCUACAGCGCACCCGUUGAGGUUAACAAGGAAUUCUUCACCUAUACUGCACCCGAACAUGAAUUCAAUGAUGCUGGUGAUGCUGGUGAUCUCACUAAAUCGCUGAAGAAAAACUUGCGUGUUAUCUUCAUUAAGGGACCUGAAAACUCUGGACUCGAGAAUGCCGCAAUACAAUUAGCUAAAUCGGCUGGAGAAGAACGCACUGCCAUCUAUGUACUCAGCAAACAAGCUGAUAUCGGCGAUUUGGCUAACAAAUUGCAGUCACUGAACCACCAAAGCGCCCACAAACCCGAAGUACACUUCGUCAAGUAUCGUACACCAGCCGAUGCUGAGAAUGCAAAACAAGCUAUUCAAUCGCAAUACGAAGGUUUAGGCGGUAACACUAGCAACCACAAUGGUGGUGUUGCACCAGUGUUGGACUUCGCCUCGAAGGCCCCUGCACCUGUUGCUCAGCAAUAUGGUGGCUCAGCAGUCGGUGGUGUGGAGAACACCUACCUGCCACCAAACAAAGUCUAAAUGCAUAAACGAUUUGUUAAAUAAGUGCGACACGCCGAUUCUGCCUCUAGUUAGGUUGUUGAAUAGUUUUUAAGCAAGUAUGUUCCUUAUUGAUUACAUAUAUAUUUGUACGUAGUUAAGUGACCGCAUAAAAAUCAUAAACCAAAAAUAUAAAAUUAAUUGUUAUAAUAUGACUUUAAGUACAAUACAAUUCGAAA
Molecule: messenger RNA, 1032 nt
Organism: Bactrocera oleae (olive fruit fly)
Lineage: Eukaryota; Metazoa; Arthropoda; Insecta; Diptera; Tephritidae
Source: RefSeq, a predicted model, not a curated record